Messenger RNA from Dermatophagoides farinae (American house dust mite), 5210 nucleotides. RefSeq names its product Allergen Mag. Lineage: Eukaryota; Metazoa; Arthropoda; Arachnida; Sarcoptiformes; Pyroglyphidae. The record is from RefSeq and is a predicted model, not a curated record. Gene Ontology annotation, biological process: lipid transport. Gene Ontology annotation, molecular function: lipid carrier activity.
UAAUAUUUAUUAACAUCAUCCAUACAUACAAACUGUUGGUUCAUAUUUCAUCACCAUCAACGCUAAUGCAAAAGUGAUUCGUGAUGAGAUUGUUCGCUCUUUUGUUUACUGCCUGUUUGCUGGGCCUAGGCCAAGCACAGCAUUGUACAGUAGCCUGCCCAAAUUCGAUUCCUCAGCUAAUAAAUCCCAAGGCCCAAUCGACUUACGUUUAUACAUUGGAUGCAAAAACUGUCCUCACACCACGUGAUAGCCAAAAGGUUACAAUCAAAGCCGAUGCCGAAGUUGCCAUUGUAAGCGCUUGCGAAGCUGUCUUAAGGUUACAAAAUGUUGCCAUUGACGGAGUUCCAAAUGGCGCUGAAUUGGCCAGUGAAUUGGCUUCCAAGUCAUUCGCUUUUGGCUACUUCAACGGUCGAAUCCUUGGCGUUUGUCCAGCUAAUGAUGAUCAAGAUUGGUCAUUGAACAUCAAGAAAGCUAUUGUUUCAGCUCUUCAAGUUCAAUUCGAUGAAAACAAAGAUAAAGUUGAAGAAUCAGACUUUUCUGGCCGUUGCCCGACUGAAUACAGAAAAAUACGAAACGAAGACAACAUGGUUGUCAUGGAAAAGAGAAAGGAUCUUAAUCUUUGUGAUGAUCGACGAAUUGAUUUGCGACAAACACCUGACCAGGCAUUGGGACAAUUGAAAGAAAUGAUUCGCCACUAUAUGCACCCGAUGGACAGUGAUCUUUCGUGUCGAAUGACACUCAAAGAUCAGGUUGUAUCGGAAGUGGAUUGUGAAGAACGUCAUGUGCUAGUACAUCGAUCGCACAAACCAGUACACUUGUCCUAUGUCAAAAUGAUGUUGAAGGAAAGCAAAGACGGUGUCGCCGCUGAUCUAGGUCAAACCGAUUCGGAGCCCAAACGACCAUACCUUAGCUUUGAUCAUAAACACAAAAAUCCUACCGAAACCGACGUCGUCGAAGUAUUGAAAAAGUUAUGCUCGGAAAUAUCCGAACCACAAGCUAGUAUUGAAACAUCGUUCACGUUCCAAAAAUUGGUCGAUAAACUUCGUUAUUUAUCCGCUGAGGAGACUGCCAGUGUGGACGAAAGUGUCAAGACAUCCGUCUGUCCAGCACAUGCAUACCGUAUCCGUGAAUUGUUCCUAGACGCUUCGGCGUUUGCCGCAAGUGAUGGUAGCAUCCGAACAUUGGUCAAAGCACACGAAAACCAAGAGCUUUCGAUCACACGUUCGACCGCUUUGUUUACUGUGGUCGCAAUGAAAGCAGCACCAAAUAAAGAAACCGUCCAGGUAUUGUUGCCGGUUAUCGCUUCGGAAAAAACGAUCCGUCCAAUGUUGUUGGGUUUCUCCGUUUUGGUUCGCCGAUAUUGUGAAAAAAGUGCCGAUUGUGCCAGCAAUUCUGGCGUCAAAGAUGCUCGCGAUGCUUACCUGGCUCGAUUGGCCACCGCCAAAGAUGCCAACGAACGAAUGACCAUUGUACGUGCAUUGGAAAACUUGAAUGUCAACACUGAAGGUGUGGACAACAUGAUCAACGCUAUGGACGAAAUCAUCAAAUCAGAUGCCGAACCAGCUCUUCGUGCCGCUGCAGUGAACGCAUUGCCCAACGAUGCCAGUCACAUGGAUCGAUACAAAAGUCUUGUGAUGGAUGAAUCGAUGCCAAACGAAGCUCGAAUUGCUGCAUUCCAGAAAAUGAUGAAAAACGGUGGCAUGAGCCAUAUCAAAGAUUUGUUCACCGUAAAAGGUGAAUGUAUGAAGAACUAUGUUCUCACUUAUGUAGACAAUCUUAAAAAAUCCAAAAAUGAUUUACGACGACAAACCGUUUCUGGAGAUGUUGAAUUGCCUGAACAACCUAAACGUGAAAUAGGCAUCACCCGAAACAUUGCCCGCGAAUAUGGUCCAUACACAUUCGAAUAUGAUGUCAUUUAUCCGGAAACACAUGAAAAUGUUACCCGAAGCAUCAAUGGACGACUUAUUCGUGCCAAGAAUGAUCAAUUGAAAGAAAUUGUUGAAAUUCAGAUCACUCAAAAUGGUUUCGAACGCGAAUUGACCAAUGCAAUGGCUUUGAUGGAAAAGAAAUCGUUCCAAUCAAUCAUGCAAUUCGUCCGUGAUACACUCAAAAUGUUGGCCCAAAUCCGUAAAACCGACGAUAAUCAUCACAUGAAAAUUACUGUCCAGAUCAAUGGCAAAAAUGUCUACUACACGGAUGUGUUCCAGGAUUUGAAAAAAAUGAAAGAAUUGAUCAUUAAACGGGCUGAAAAAAUUAUCAAUGAAAAGAAAGUUGAUCGCUCCAUUGGUGGUGUGUUGCUCGACUCGAAAUUAGUCUUGCCAACCAUCACUGGUCUUCCGUUGAUGUACAAAUUUGGUGAUAAUUUUCUCAUUCGAUAUGAUGGAGAAUUCAGUGGCGAAAAAGGUGACCGCCAUAUCAAACUUAAUGGAGGCGUUGUGGCCGGUGUCUAUGGUCAAAUGAAAUUAUUGGUCAAAGAUCAAAAAAUGGGCUAUGAAUAUGAUGGCAAAUUGGCUUACACACCAAUGCUCGAUAUGGACAUACAGAAAAAGGAACAUUCCCUUUUGCUUCGAUUCAACACAAAAGAUGUGGAACGACGCACAAUCAUGCGAUUUAAACAAUCAUUGCGAGAGAAACGAGCCACCGGUGAAGAGAAAGAUUAUGAAAAUGAAAUUACACCAGAAUCUCGAAGUGAUCAAUGUUUUUCAUUCUUCCUGUUGGAUUAUUGCCGCAAAGCUUCACAUAUCAAAGGAUUGAUUUUCCCGAAUGUUGAAUACUAUGUGGUUAAACCGGAAAAAGAAGUGACCGCAUUGGAAUUAUUGUUGAAAGGUGAAACUGAAGACAAAACUCGUCGUUAUGUUGCCGAAUUGACUGCUGUCGGAUCGCCAAGCAACAAACAAGCUAAAGCACAGAUCGAAGUGAUCAAAGGCGAAGAAUACAAAAUCACAUUGAAAUCACCUGAACAUGAAUUUAACACCGAAUUCACCAUCCAUGCAGACAAAAACAAUUUGAAAAUGCACAUGGAUUUCCCUAACAUGUUCCAAGCUGAUCUGACUGGAACUUUCCAACAUGACAAGGAAAACAAUGUGCGUAAAAACCAAUUGAAUCUCCAAUACAAAUUCGCUGGUGAUGAGAAACCACACACAGUGGAUUAUGAAAACGAAUUUUCAUUCAAUUUGAAACGAUCAUCAAAAGACAAAAACAGUGGAGUCGAUUACCGAGCAAAAUACAUGUCUAGCCAUUUUCCCAUCUUGAACCACAAAGUCAACAUUCAAUUCAAAUAUCGACCAUUCAAAGUUAACGAAUUGAAUUUGGAAGGAGAAUUUGGCCGAGAACUUCAACACAAAUUCCAAUUGAUGCGAAACAGCCAGAUAGAAGUAGAAGAAGUGCGACCAUUUAAGAUGCAUGGUAAUAGUGACAUAAAAUUGAUGGCAAACGAUCUGGAUAUUGAUUAUGAUCUCAAAUCUGAAUUCAAAUAUGAAAGCAACAAAGGAACCCUUGAGUUGCAAUACAAAAUUUCCGGUAAAGAUCGCUCGAAAAGAGCUGCCGAUUUGGGAGCCGAAGAUGUUGAAGGCGUUAUCGAUUACAAAAACAAUGGCUCGCCCAUUGAUUCUAAGAUGCACGCUCAUCUCAAAAUGAAAGGCAACAACUAUGGCUAUGAUAGUGAAUUGAAACAAACACAGCCACAACAAUAUGAAGGCAAAAUCACAUUGUCCAAGAAUGACAAGAAAAUCUUCAUCAACCACAAAUCAGAGAUGACCAAACCUACCAACACUUUCCAUCUCAAAACAGAUGCUGAUGUGUCGUAUUCGGAUUCGGAUAUGAAAAAACAUUAUCAGAUGGAAUUCAAAAAAGAAAACGAUAUCUACACUAUGCGAUCGACUGUCGAACGAAACGGCCAAAUGUUUUACGAAAACCAUUUGACCAUUCACAAGGGUGGCAAAUUGAACUUGAACUAUCGCCGAAAUGACCGUAAAAUUCUUCUUGAUUUGGACAAUGCUUUAAGCCCACGGGAAGGAACAAUGAAAUUGAACAUCAAAGAUCGUGAAUACAACUUUGUCAUGAAACGAGAACCAUUGCGAUUCAGAGACAUCACUGUCGAAGGAAACGAAAAUGCCUAUAUCAAAAAUGGCAAACUUCAUUUGUCGCUUAUGGAUCCGUCAACAUUGAGUUUAGUCACGAAAGCCGAUGGAAAAAUCGACAUGACAGUAGACUUGAUAUCGCCAGUCACAAAACGUGCAUCGUUGAAAAUUGAUUCAAAGAAAUACAACCUUUUCCAUGAAGGUGAAUUGAGUGCAUCGAUCGUAAACCCACGAUUGUCAUGGCAUCAAUACACGAAACGCGAUUCUCGUGAAUACAAGAGUGAUGUAGAACUAUCGUUGCGAUCGUCGGACAUUGCUCUCAAGAUUACGAUGCCUGAUUAUAAUUCGAAAAUUCAUUAUUCACGACAAGGUGAUCAAAUCAACAUGGACAUCGAUGGUACAUUGAUCGAAGGUCAUGCACAAGGAACCAUCAGAGAAGGUAAAAUCCACAUUAAAGGUAGACAAACUGAUUUCGAGAUCGAAUCCAACUACCGAUACGAAGAUGGCAAACUAAUCAUCGAACCGGUCAAAAGUGAAAAUGGCAAAUUGGAAGGCGUUCUUUCCCGUAAGGUGCCAUCACAUCUGACAUUAGAAACACCACGAGUCAAGAUGAAUAUGAAAUAUGAUCGAUAUGCACCAGUCAAAGUGUUCAAAUUGGAUUAUGAUGGCAUCCACUUCGAGAAACAUACCGAUAUUGAAUACGAACCUGGCGUUCGAUACAAGAUCAUCGGCAAUGGAAAACUCAAGGAUGAUGGCCGCCACUAUUCUAUCGAUGUGCAAGGUAUUCCACGCAAAGCAUUCAAUCUGGACGCUGACUUGAUGGAUUUCAAACUGAAAGUGAGCAAGCCAGAAGAUAGCAAUAAAGCUCAAUUCAGCUACACAUUCAACGAAUAUACCGAGACCGAAGAAUAUGAAUUCGAUCCACAUCGUGCCUAUUAUGUUAAUUGGUUGAGUUCCAUUCGCAAAUACAUCCAGAAUUUCAUCGUCGAAGACAACUGAACACCAUUAAUGCACAUUGAUUGAGAAUGCAAUGAGCAAAUGUCAUUCAUUGAUUCAUUCGAUUAUUUCAUUCUCUAAUUUUUAUAUCUAUUGACUUGUAAUAAAAUCUAAAGGAAAACAUUUAUACCAUAA